Molecule: messenger RNA, 182 nt
Organism: Paramecium octaurelia
Lineage: Eukaryota; Ciliophora; Oligohymenophorea; Peniculida; Parameciidae
Source: the annotation of a GenBank genome assembly
AUGAAAAUAGAUAAAAAUAAUUUUAUUUAUUUAAUACAGAGUAGGAGUCUUGAAAUUUAAGAUGAAUAUCAAUAGUUGGUUUAUCUAAAAUAUCUACCAUGUAACAAUAAAAUUUAGUAUAUUUAGAAUCUGUUUUUUAAGAAGUCAGUUGCAAAGUAGAUUCUGCUAGUUUAGGUUUAUGA